CAAGGAUACCGCAGGUGGAGGGGAGUCAGACAGAGCCAUGGAUUGAACCUGUCGCGCGUACCUGGAGAAAUAGUUUUCUUUUGCACAGUGACACGUAACAGGAGCAUCACAAUGCAUUUGUGCUUCGUUUAAGGAGAGGUUCUGUUUGAAUGAGAAAAUAAUGAUGGUUUAUUCUCAGAUGACAGACAGCAUAAAGCCAUCCCUCUACUCCACCCUCUUCACUCUCCCAAUCUACCCCAACACCAGUGACAACUCCACUCUCCUGGCUGGCUCGCCAACACCCGCUGACUGUAACCGAGAUGGCUCUUCCUCCCCACCUUCCUCCCUCCAGAACAGUUCCUCCGUUCCUUCCUAUGAGCUAACCCCAGCAGAGGUGGUCACACUCAGCUUGGUCCUUGGGGUGCUCUGGCUGGUCUCUGUCUUUGGCAAUGCCCUGGUCUGCCUGGUCAUCCACCGCAGCCGGCGUACUCAGUCCACCACCAACUACUUUGUGGUGUCCAUGGCCUGCGCCGAUCUGCUGCUGAGCCUGGGCUGGGCGCCCUUCGCCUUGCUGCAGGUGGCCUCGGGGCAGUGGGUCCUGAGCGACGCCGCCUGCAGGGCAGUCCGCUACGUUCAGCACCUUGCCCCCGGCGUGCAGGUCUAUGUCCUGCUCUCCAUCUGCGUGGACAGGUUCUACACCAUCGUUUACCCACUGAGCUUCAAGGUCUCCCGGGAGAAGGCCAAGAAGAUGAUCGCCGCCUCGUGGCUGCUGGAUGCCGCCUUCGUGUCGCCCUGCCUCUUCUUCUACGGCUCCGGGUCCGGUGGCCACUGCAGCUUCUUCCUGCCGGACACCUGGGACGGUAUCGCCUACGCCCUGGCGCACCUCCUCCUGGGGUUCCUCGUCCCCACCGUGCUCAUCGUCCUGUUCUACCAGAGGGUGGUCAAGUACAUCUGGAGGAUCGGCACGGACGGCCGAACGGUGCGGCGGACGAUGAACAUCGUCCCCAGGACUAAGGUCAAAACCAUCAAGAUGUUCCUGGCCCUCAACGCGGUGUUCCUCCUGACCUGGGCGCCCUUCUACGUGGCCCAGCUGUGGCAUCCGGGGGAGGGGGCCUCCCGCCGGGGGGCGCUGCUCUUCGUGGCUGUCACCUGGGUCUCCUUCAGCUCCGCCGCGUCCAAGCCCACCCUGUAUUCCAUCCACAACGCCAACUUCCGCCGCGGCAUGCGGGAGACCUUCUGCAUGUCGUCCAUGAAGUGCUACCGCAGCAACGCCUACACCAUCACCACCAGCUCCCGGGUGGCCAAAAAGAACUACGUGGGGAUCGUGGACAUCCCCGUGCCGGCCAAGAUCGUCACCAAAGAGUCCAUCUACGACACCUUUGACCGUGAGGCAAAAGAGAAGAAGCUGGCCUGGCCCAUCAACAGCAACCCACCCAACACUUUUGUGUGAAAAGCGAGACAUUCUGUCAGACGAGACUGAUAAAAACACAUCCUAUAAAUGACAAGAAAAGCUUUACUGCCUCUGCACUGUCAGACUUUUUUACCUGUGUGACAUAACAACAUUUUAGAUGUAUAUCAUUUCACAGCUUGUGUCUCUUCACUUGCCCAGAGAUAUUUGAUGAAUG
Megalops cyprinoides (Indo-Pacific tarpon) is the source of this 1604-nucleotide messenger RNA. It is a transcript of the gene gpr19, whose product is annotated as G protein-coupled receptor 19. The record is from RefSeq and is a predicted model, not a curated record. The transcript is spliced from 2 exons. Gene Ontology annotation, molecular function: G protein-coupled receptor activity. Gene Ontology annotation, cellular component: plasma membrane. The coding region runs from base 161 to 1429 and encodes 422 amino acids. Gene Ontology annotation, biological process: G protein-coupled receptor signaling pathway. Lineage: Eukaryota; Metazoa; Chordata; Actinopteri; Elopiformes; Megalopidae.